AUGAACUCUCUCUUCCACCACACCCUUCGUAAGUGUAGGCGUAGACCGCCUCUUCGAAGCCCUAGGCCGCAGACUCAACCGACGCCUCCUUCUCUGGAUCUCCGCUCGCUGGGGCAUAUCCGAGCUCCCCUCCGUCGAAAACCUCGCGGGCGGACUGGAUCUGAAGGAUUUAUCCACGGUGGCGGCGCGACUCUUCACCGAAUUGAAGCAUUUCUGGCACAGGAUUCUGGGGGCGGCGGAGGCGUGAUUUUCGGCGACCCCGCAUUUGACGCACAGCGCAAUGUUGUCGGUACUACCUUGAACUCCAUCUCCUCUUCCUCUUUUCUCUGCGCCUAA
Molecule: messenger RNA, 336 nt
Organism: Striga asiatica
Lineage: Eukaryota; Viridiplantae; Streptophyta; Magnoliopsida; Lamiales; Orobanchaceae
Source: the annotation of a GenBank genome assembly